AAAAAGAUUCAACGACCUCUCAGUGCAUUUAUGGUGGUGCAUCUGAUGGUUAGACAGUAAGGAGAGAAAAAAAAAAAAGGAGAAAAAAUGGUGCAAUUCAAGUGAACAGACUGUCCUUAAUAAUUGCCUCUCAUUAUAAUUUCACCUAUAAAUCCACUUUCUCUACUCCAUUUUGUACUAUCACUCUCCUCUUUUUCUUCUUCUUCUUUCUUUUGUGCUUCAUUUCCUUCUCUCUUUCAGAUCUUCCUUCACCCUCCAUUUUUCUUUCCUCAUGAAGCAGCUUUCACGUACGUAAAAGAAAAACAAACCAAAACCCUCAUUCUUUUUUCAUGUCAAAGUUAUUCAUUCAGGGGUUCAAGAUUUCACAUUUCUCUCUUUUUGGAAUACUACCCAUUUUUGAGGUGAGUUCUUCUUUGCAACUUUCCUGAGAAAAAGAAAGUUUUUUUUUUCUCGAGAAAAUAUUUUAGUAAGGAGUAGGAGCGGGUUUGUUUUGUUUUAGUUACACCAUGGAUAUAUCUACUGCUUUGCUUCUUUUGGCGGCUAUCACUGCUUACCUACUGUGGUUCACCUUCAUCUCACGGUCCCUACGUGGUCCACGUGUAUGGCCUCUAUUGGGCAGUCUACCAGGCUUGAUCGAGAACUGUGAUCGCAUGCAUGACUGGAUCUCCGACAACCUCCGCGCGUGCGGCGGCACGUACCAGACCUGCAUUUGUGCCAUCCCCUUCUUGGCCCGGAAGCAAGGUCUCGUGACAGUCACGUGCGAUCCCAGGAAUUUGGAGCACAUCCUCAAGACCCGUUUCGACAAUUACCCGAAAGGUCCCACGUGGCAAGCCGUGUUCCAUGAUCUGCUUGGUCAAGGCAUCUUCAACUCCGAUGGUGACACGUGGCGGUUCCAAAGGAAGACUGCCGCUCUGGAAUUCACCACCAGAACUCUUCGCCAAGCCAUGGCUCGAUGGGUCACUAGAGCCAUCAAGCUCCGGUUCUGCCCCAUUCUUGAGAAAGCUCAAAAUAAAGCCGAGCCGGUUGAUCUACAAGACGUAUUGCUACGGCUCACCUUUGAUAACAUUUGUGGAUUGGCUUUUGGAAAGGACCCACAGACAUGCGCCCAAGGGUUACCCGAAAACGGCUUCGCUUCAGCUUUUGAUCGAGCCACUGAAGCCUCUCUUCAAAGGUUUAUUUUGCCGGAGGUUUUAUGGAAGCUAAAGAAAUGGCUUCGGCUUGGGAUGGAAGUGAGCUUGAGCCGAAGCCUUGUCCACAUCGACAAGUAUUUAUCCGAUGUCAUCAACGCACGUAAGCAAGAGUUGCUGAAUCAGCAAAAAGACGGGAACCCACACGACGAUUUGCUCUCAAGAUUCAUGAAGAAAAAAGAGUCCUACUCAGACGAGUUUCUCCAACACGUGGCACUUAAUUUCAUCCUAGCUGGGCGUGACACGUCAUCAGUUGCCCUCAGCUGGUUCUUCUGGCUCGUCACCCAACACCCAACAGUUGAAGACAAAAUCCUACGUGAAAUCUGCACUGUCCUAAUCGAGACACGUGGCGUUGACACGUCAGCGUGGCUCGAUGAGCCCUUGGGGUUCGAAGAAGUUGACCGAUUGAUAUAUUUGAAGGCAGCUUUAUCAGAAACCUUAAGGCUCUACCCUUCGGUGCCGGAGGAUUCAAAGCACGUGGUGGCUGAUGACGUGUUGCCUGACGGGACAUUUGUUCCGGCAGGGUCGUCGGUGACGUAUUCAAUAUAUUCAGUGGGGAGAAUGAGGUCAACUUGGGGCGACGAUUGCCUUGAGUUUCGUCCAGAGAGGUGGUUAUCAGCUGACGGAAAUAAAUUUAUCAUGCAUGACUCUUAUAAAUUCGUCUCAUUCAAUGCUGGGCCAAGGAUAUGUUUAGGGAAGGAUUUGGCUUAUCUUCAAAUGAAGUCGGUGGCGGCGGCGGCGUUGCUGAGGCAUAAGCUGACCUUGGUGCCCGGGCAUAAGGUGGAGCAGAAGAUGUCGCUGACUUUGUUUAUGAAAUAUGGGCUUAAAGUAAACGUGGCAAGGAGAGAUUUGGGAGCGAUUGUUGAGAAGAUAAUUAGUGAAGAGAGAGAAGGAGAGCUGCAUGGUAAAUGCAAUGGUCAAUUGUGAUUAUUUAGUGUGAAAGAGAUCAGAGGCGGAUGGGGAGGGGGCGGGUGUUGGUGGAAUUGGGUGAGAAUAUUUAAGGCGUGGUGGUGAAAAUUAAACUCACAUGGAAGGCGCGUGUGUAGGGGUGGGGAAGGCAAAGUUCUUUUGGCUGUUUAUUCUUUCAAUUUCGUGUAGGGAAGAGGGCGUGCGAGUGGGGCCAUUGAGGUUAAAUUGUUCACGGAUAUUGAGCAAAAGCUCAGGGGGAGUGGAAGGACAAGUUGAUUUCACAGGGGAAGGUUCAAUUCAUAAUCAUGGCAUAACUUUUUAAGCUUCAUCAUUCAUAUAAGAGAGAGAGAGAGAGAGGUAUUUAUUUACAAUUUAAAUUACUCUUGCUUUUCUUGUAGGGAACCCUUUGAAAUUAUUCUAUAAAAUUCUUUAACCUGCUUGUUUGUUUAUAUGUCUAAAGUUGGUUUUAUUAGUAUUUUAUAUUUGAUAUUUUGUGUAAGCUUGCUGUGAUAUCUUGAUUCAAUGAAGUAAGUUAAUUUGCUUUGAA
Messenger RNA from Theobroma cacao (cacao), 2643 nucleotides. Lineage: Eukaryota; Viridiplantae; Streptophyta; Magnoliopsida; Malvales; Malvaceae. The record is from RefSeq and is a predicted model, not a curated record.